CUGCCGGCCUGCAGAAAGGAAUUUGAACCCUGUACAUGAGGAGGAUUUCUUCUCUUGUCCAGCAGGAAAAUUGAAUUGCUUGUUUUUACUUCAAACAGCUAUGACUUACAGACUUUUUGAAGGUAAGGACCAUGCUGCUUCCUACUGGAAGUACAGGAUCUCUCCAUCAAAUCAUUUAAUCAAGGAAGUUCUGGACUUUCUGGAAAGGCAUGGAAGUCGUCCCUUUGAGCUGGCUUUGGAUGUGGGUUGUGGCUCUGGUCAGGGCACACAGCUCCUGUCUAAACACUUUGCUUCAGUUGUGGGGACAGACGUGAGUCCUGCUCAGUUGGAGGUGGCUCUCCACCAAGCUACAGAGCCAAACAUCACAUACAGACAAUGUGCGGCCGAGGAGCUGCCCUUUGCUGACAGCUCAGUGGACCUGGUGACGGCCAUGUCUGCCUUUCACUGGUUUGACAGGCCACGGUUUCUGAGUGAGGCCCACAGGGUCCUGAAGCCCCAAGGCUGCUUGGCUCUGCUCAACUACACAAUUGAGAUGGAGCUCAGCUACCAGGACUGCUGCAAACACACACUAAACCAAGUUUGCAAAGAGUUUUAUGCAGCCUUACAACCUUACAGAAGUCCCCAUCUUGGUCAAAGCUCUAUUGAGCUCUAUAAGGAGGCAUAUGGAUCUAUCUCUUAUCCAAACAAGGAGUGGCAUGAGUGCUUUUGGGACAGGAGGGUUAUGCCAUUAUCCAGCUACAUUGGAUUGGUGGAAUCCUUCUCCAGUUAUCAGGCUCUUCUGAGGGAUGACCCACAGAGGGCUAACAGGCUCUCCCAGGAUAUAUGUGAUAGGCUGAUGUCUGUAAUGAAAGUGACCUCAGCAGAGACAGAAGUGACGGUGGCUGUCAAGUAUUUCUACCUUCUAGCCUCCAAACCUCAAGAAACCUGACUUUUGAUGACUCUGAACUUUUUAAAAUACCGUAAAAAAGGUCACAUCAAUUUUUACAUCUCAAUUAUUCUCGGUGAAAAGAAAGAAUCUCAACAUUAUAUUCUAAGAUUUUUUGGACAUUUUGGGAAAUUUUAAUACUGAAUUUUUGGCUCAAAUUAACAUAUAUUGGGGAAUGUUUGAUUACUUUAAUUAACAUGGGAAACCCAUUGAUAUAUUUGAGUCAUUGUUAUGAGCCUAAUCUUUUUAGUGUCCCACGUUGCCACUAGAGGGCAACAUUUGAUCAAAUGUCCCAUUGAUCAUCUGUGCAUUGUCCAUUUUCACUAUAUUGUUGUUCUCUACUUUAAGGAAGACUGAAAGAAUUGUAAAACUGGAUCAAAUAUCAUGUUUAUGUGACACUCUGAGAGGUUCUGUUGUAUUCUCUGAGUAUAACAUGUUAUUAUUCUAAUCUGUCUCUCACAAUUUUCAUACUUUUUCAAAUAUAACCACAAUCCCAAUAGCUUAUCAGAGUAACUGCACAAACACUCUUAGAAAAAAACCCUGAAACUAUAACUAAAGCUAAUAGCUAAUGAAAAUCAUGUCCCUAAUAAGACAUAUAAAGGGCAUUACUGUGUACUUGGGUAAGAAUAUGUGAAGUAAAUUAAUAUUACUAUAGAAUUUAGUUGAACACAUUUAAACAUUAGUAAACUAAUACUUUGCUGUAGCACCUUUUAAUUGAAAUAAUUCAGUGUUUCCUAGCUUGGGAGCUAUUUUACAACUAUAAUUUUCAAGAUUUUUUUAAAUAAAAAAACAACAACAAUAAAACUAAUCUUUAUCUGAAGAUCUUGGGUCAAAACUAUAUAUAUUUUUUUUGUUUGUUUCCAUCAUUUCACCCACCUUGAAAAAAAAGCUAACCCCAGAUCAUUCCAACCACAUUAAAAACUGCAUUACAUCAACUAUAUAACAAUGAAACCGACUGUAAAACCUGCAUCUUAUUUUCUCUUUCCAGUAAUUAUUCCUUAUGCAUAACUUAAAUAACAAGACAGAAAAGGGCAUGUAGCCUCUGCUUUCUGGUGUUUUACAGGAUGGCAUCUAUGUGAACAGAAGCUAGGUGAUGGUAACAUACUGGCUAAAGUUAUUCAUCUCAUGAUAAAAAGAGUAAUGCAUUUUUUCCACAGGGAUAUUUAGACUUCAGUGGAAGACAGCAUCCUCAUAUUCAUCAGUGCUGCAGUUUGCUACAUGUAUUUUGUUCACAAGAGAAACUUUUCUCUACUUUUCCAGUUGAUCUGAUGACUUUAAUCAUUAAAAGUAUGAACAGACAUGUGCAAGCCCCUCAUUACAAGGAUUCACUGGACUCCUUCAAACACCAGAAAAACUAUGGAAAGGUGUGUUGAAAUGGUCCAUUUAACAAAGAAAUUACUGUUUGGCAACAAGUUUUUUUUUUUUUUCCAAGAAUAGCAUUGCUUGAAGGGUGCCAUGCUAUUUUAAACUUUGAUAUUCCUAAUUUAAAAACAUACAAAGAAAAUAUUCCCUCUCUCCUGCCUUUCAUUGCACCUACAUUCAUUGUAUUGUCACAGAUGUACCUGACUUGAAAAUAUGUUAAAUAUAGAAGAAGAAAUCUGCGAUAUGUUUUUUAGGU
Molecule: messenger RNA, 2543 nt
Organism: Cyprinodon variegatus (sheepshead minnow)
Lineage: Eukaryota; Metazoa; Chordata; Actinopteri; Cyprinodontiformes; Cyprinodontidae
Product: putative methyltransferase DDB_G0268948
Exons: 6
Coding region: 101-928 (275 amino acids)
Molecular function (GO): S-adenosylmethionine-dependent methyltransferase activity
Source: RefSeq, a predicted model, not a curated record